Molecule: messenger RNA, 1869 nt
Organism: Epinephelus moara (kelp grouper)
Lineage: Eukaryota; Metazoa; Chordata; Actinopteri; Perciformes; Serranidae
Gene: napsa
Product: napsin A aspartic peptidase
Exons: 9
Coding region: 102-1295 (397 amino acids)
Biological process (GO): proteolysis
Cellular component (GO): lysosome
Molecular function (GO): aspartic-type endopeptidase activity
Source: RefSeq, a predicted model, not a curated record
CAUUUGGCUUUCUGCGUCAGCUGGAGCAAAGGUGUGUGUUGGAGCUCGUGUUAGUAACGGAAACAAGUUAAAAGUGUGUGUUAUUCCUCCAGAGGACAGAGAUGACACGGCUGAAGAUGUUUUAUCUCAUCGGGGCGCUGCUGGUAACACAAAGCGCCGCCAUCUUCAGAGUCCCCCUUCAUAAGACCAGAAGCCUCCGCCGCCUUAUGAGUGAUAACGGGAUGUCUCUGGAUGAUCUCCGGGCUUUGGCGCAGAGCAGCGGAGCAACGGACAGCUCUCCCUCCCCCAACGUGCCUGUAGAGAGGCUGACCAACUUCAUGGAUGCUCAGUACUACGGGUUGAUCAGCAUCGGCACCCCUCCACAGGACUUCACUGUGCUGUUUGACACCGGCUCCUCCAACCUCUGGGUCCCCUCCAUUCACUGCUCUUUCUUCGAUGUGGCCUGCUGGCUGCAUCGUCGUUACAACUCUAAGAAGUCCAGCACAUUCGUUAAGAACGGCACAGAGUUCUCCAUCCGCUACGGCAGAGGCAGCUUGUCUGGCUUCAUCAGCGGAGACACAGUCUCUGUAGCAGGUCUGCCCAUCCCUGGCCAGCAGUUUGGUGAAGCGGUGAAGCAGCCUGGCAUCACAUUUGCAGUGGCACGGUUCGACGGGGUCUUGGGCAUGGCCUACCCCUCCAUAUCAGUCGCUAAAGUCACCCCGGUGUUUGACACGGCCAUGGCUGCCAAGCUGCUGCCUCAGAACAUUUUCUCUUUCUACAUAAGCAGAGACCCAAAAGCAGCAGUAGGUGGAGAGCUGGUGCUGGGCGGGACAGACCCUCAGUACUACACCGGAGACCUGCACUAUGUCAACGUCACAAGAAAGGCCUACUGGCAGAUCGAGAUGAAGGGAGUUGAAGUUGGCAAUCAGCUGACUCUCUGCAAGGCCAGUUGCCAGGCUAUCGUCGACACGGGGACGUCCCUAAUCGUAGGUCCUGUGCAGGAAAUCAGAGCGCUGCACAAAGCCAUCGGAGCGCUGCCCCUGCUGAUGGGAGAGUACUGGAUCGACUGUAAAAGGAUCCCAUCUCUGCCCGUCGUCUCCUUCAACAUCGGAGGGAAGAUGUUAAACCUGACUGGAGAGGAUUACGUCAUAAAGGAGACCCAGAUGGGGACAUCAAUCUGUCUCUCAGGCUUCAUGGCCAUGGACAUCCCGCCUCCCGCGGGGCCCCUGUGGAUCCUGGGAGACGUAUUCAUCGGGAGGUACUACACCGUGUUUGACAGGAACGCAGACCGUGUGGGCUUUGCCCCCGCCAAGUAGAUUACAGAACUCUGUUUGUGUGAAAUAUGUUGCACUUCUCUUUUCUAGUGGUUAUUUGACUUUCAAAAGUUGCACCAAGCGAAGCUAAAUUUCGUCAUCUCAUCUGCAGCAAUCAAAAGCAUUUAAUGGUCGCUGUAUUUGACUGUUAGACCUGGCUCACCACAAACAUCUCACACCUGCUUAGAAUAAUGAGGUUUACAUGCUGGAUGCUGCCUUAAAAGCCAUUUCAACACAGUUAGCAAGGAGUGCUGAUGUGUUGUGCCACUGAACAAAGGGACUGACUAAUUUAAGCUUCAUCUUCAGUCAGAGCUAUGCAUUUUGAUAUGCAGUUUAUUUUUUGUAACGUAGGUGUUUCGGGGGAAAAAAAGCACCUCAAAUUUUGGGAUGUAAUUUUGUUUCAUUCCUAACAACUGAACCACCUUUCCAGCUCCCAAUGCGUACUAAUAGACGUUUUAAUUGGGGCUGCUUUUGUACUCUGAAGGUCUCAGGAUGUUUCUCUUAAUAUGCCAAUGUGAAUUUUAUUACCAAAUCUCACUGAAUAAAGCUUUAAAUAAAUGUUUUGUUGAACUUUGAA